AUGUUGUCAAAGAUGAAGAUUGAUACGACGAUGCACGACUUGGUGGGGGAAAUCGUGACCGAGGAAGGCAACGAGAAGUUAGAGACGCUAAAGGCACUGGACCGGGCGCAGCAAAAACCAUCGCAGGACGCAAGUCCGGCUACGCCGACCACGGGGCCCCUCAAGUCGAGUUUAUUUGAAGCUGAGGAGACAGAUAAACAACGCGCUCGCGAAGCAGCCAUUGUGAAGCUCAAACAGGCCGAGCUCACGCGCGAAGUCAACGUCACCUACCUCAACGCUGCCCUCGAACUCAUGACCAGCAACAAGACACCACUCGUCAGCAUGCCGCCGCGCGCACAAAAAAUGUUCGCCUCCGGCUGCGCACUCUACUACGAGAACUUCGUCGACCGCGUCCUCGUCAACUAUAUCCAACAGCGACAACUCAAGCGCCCCUAA
Messenger RNA from Gregarina niphandrodes, 435 nucleotides. RefSeq lists its product as hypothetical. The transcript has a single exon. NCBI's taxonomy places the organism in Eukaryota, Apicomplexa, Conoidasida, Eugregarinorida, Gregarinidae. Bases 1 to 435 code for a protein of 144 amino acids. The record is from RefSeq and is a predicted model, not a curated record.